Colias croceus (clouded yellow) is the source of this 3893-nucleotide messenger RNA. RefSeq names its product ubiquitin carboxyl-terminal hydrolase nonstop (gene not). Gene Ontology annotation, molecular function: zinc ion binding; cysteine-type deubiquitinase activity. Gene Ontology annotation, biological process: protein deubiquitination. NCBI's taxonomy places the organism in Eukaryota, Metazoa, Arthropoda, Insecta, Lepidoptera, Pieridae. Bases 280 to 1836 code for a protein of 518 amino acids. The transcript has 8 exons. The record is from RefSeq and is a predicted model, not a curated record.
GCAGCGGACAGUUAUCGUUGAGUAUUAUUAAGAUACAGUAAUAUUCGUGUUUAUGCGCGCAUAUUUCUGAAUUGCACAACAAACAAUACGCUUUGUUUUCUAGAGAAAUAAGCAUAUCGAAUAAUAUUAUGCUGUAAAGGAAUAUGCGUGAGUUGAAAUGUUGUUGGAAAUAAGAAAAUAACAAUGGAUUGGUGUAAUAAUCACUAGGACCCUUCAGAGAACACGAGCUCGGGAUUGACAGUUUUAGAGUAUAGUGACAAGGAAGGGGUGAUUUUGACAAUGACUUACUUUUUCGGACAUUCAAGUGAACAAUAUCAUCAUAUACAAAGUGUAACUAAGCUGAGCCGGUUAUUAAUAAACCACUUAAAAAUGAAUGAUACAGGAUGUAUACAUUUAAACAAUUUUAAAGCUGCGAAAGGCACAAGUCCAUAUCGGAUUGUGCAUGCAUUUUUUGUUUCGUGCACAUCCUUCGAAGCUAGAAGAUACAAGGCUACAUCAUGUUUGUGUUUUGCAUGUGGUCAGCCAGGACCAAGGAUGCAUUCCUGUCUUCACUGCAUAUACUUUGCCUGUUAUGCCGGUCACAUGCAAGAGCACUCUAAAAUCAAAAAACAUUUUCUUUAUGUGGACUUGAGUUAUGGAAACGUCUUUUGUGCACAAUGCCAAGACUAUAUUUAUGAUAGAGAACUCACUGAAAUUGCUACAACACAUAGAUUGAAAGAAGCAAAGGCUCUGGGUAUGAGUGUACCCUUCACUCCCUGGAUACCUAACAACAAUGAGGCAAUGGCUCUCCGUCGCUUACGGAAGAGGCGUAUGAUCGGCCCGCAUACCACUAUCGGCUUACGAGGUCUACAGAAUCUUGGCUCCACCUGCUUCAUGAAUUGCAUUGUUCAGACGUUAAUCCACACACCCCUGCUAAGAGAUUACUUCCUCGGCGAGAAACACAAGUGUAAAGCGCAAAGUUCCGGGAAAUGCCUCGUGUGCGAGGUAUCGAAGCUGUUCCAGGAAUUCUAUUCUGGCGCCAAAACGCCUCUCACCCUACACCGUUUGUUACAUCUAAUAUGGACUCACGCGCGCCACCUGGCGGGCUACGAGCAACAGGAUGCGCACGAAUUCUUCAUUGCCACACUUGAUGUGCUUCACAGGCAUUGCAUGAACGGAGUAGAAGAUAACGGAGAGAAGAAGGAAAACGGCCGUUGCAACUGUAUAAUCGAUCAAAUAUUCACAGGCGGGCUACAGAGUGACGUUGUAUGCACUUCAUGUUCCGGGGUUUCCACGACCAUAGACCCCUUCUGGGAUAUAAGUCUCGAUGUAGCUGGACCUUCUGGCUCUCUACAGGGUUGUCUCGAACGCUUCACCCGCGCGGAACAUUUGGGUUCAGCCGCAAAAAUCAAAUGUUCAAACUGCAGAGCGUAUCGGGAAUCCACCAAACAACUCACCCUAGAAACUUUGCCGAUAGUCGCCAGCUUUCAUUUGAAAAGAUUCGAGCAUUCGUCGCAAAUUGACAGGAAGAUAUCUACAUUUGUCUCGUUUCCUGAUGUUUUGGAUAUGACUCCGUUUAUGUCGUCACAUCGUAGGGCGGUGGAUGCGGCUGAUAAUAAUAAUGCUCCAGAUGGGAUUUUCGAAGAUAAUAGAUAUUCUUUGUUCGCUGUGGUGAAUCACUUGGGGUCUUUGGACGCGGGACAUUAUACUGCCUAUGUGAGGCAGAUGCAAGGAAGUUGGUAUAAAUGCGAUGAUCACAUGAUUACUAGCGCCUCGCUGAAGGAAGUGCUGGAUAGUGAAGGGUACCUCCUCUUCUAUCACAAAACAGUUCUGGAGUAUGAUUGCGACGUUCCAUAAAUUGUAGGUAUGAAAUAAAUUACAUGCUCUUAUGUGUUAUAUCAUAAGUCUCAAACGUCUUACAUACUUGGCUGUUUUUCCACUAUAUUUUUAGCACUAAAUGGAUCCACUUCAAAAUGUCUUGAUUUCUCAUAUCGAAGACGAAAUAAUGAUUGUAUUGUACGAUCGGUAUAAAGCUUAUUGUAUUCAAUUCUAGAUCAAAAUAGGUAUAUUCAAAAACCAUUUUAGUAGAACAGACAAAUAAACGAACGUGAUGUUUUUCUUUUCAAGACGCGUUAUUAGAACGUAGGAAAUUGUCUUAGACCAUGCUUUAUAUUUAUGUUUAGCGCGAAUCAAUCACGAAUUUGUUAGUUUAUAAGCUUUAAUGUGUGUAUUCACAAAAUAAAUUGUUAUAUGGACUGAAGAAUUCUCAACUAAUAUAUUAGUUAUGUAUCGCUUUAUUGAGCUAGGACGUACUAGUAAUUAUUUGCAAGUAAAUCUGUUAUCUGUGAUAAGAUUUCUUAUGAUUUAUAAUUUAAAUUUCUUAACGUAUUCAGUAUUUAUAACAAAACAGUUUCUUAUUCCGUAGUUGUUUCCCAAUUACUUAUUUUAAAAGAUUAGAAUUAUAAUAAUACCAAAUUGGUUUUAAGAAUCAAGAAACAUAAUAAUUAUGUGCUAAAAGCUCAUUUGUAUCAUGUAUUAUGACUAUUAUCCAGAAAUCUAUGUACCUUUAUAUUUUGUUAAUGACAUAGUCUUAUAGAAAGAAAUCUUAUCACUAAUCAAUUUCAUAGAAAAAGACACCGUAUUAUAAUUAAAAUAAGUGAUUAUGAGUAUUUUAAAUAGACAUUGAACAAAUGGUCAAUCUACCUCGCUGUCCAUUGUUUGCAUUUGUUUCCAAUUCCUUCGAAAAUUUAUUAGCGCUUUUGUGUUCAUAAAAAGGCUUCUUUGUACAUUGUUUAAAAUUAUGCCUGUAUAAUCGCUUAUUUGUGUGUAGUUUGUAACUGACUGAACUGACAUUAGUUUAAUGUGAUAUUUAAUAUUUAUGAUGUGUAUUUAGUAGGUAGUUGUAUCAAAUCGUUUUCCUAAUAGCGCUUAUGACAUAGCUUUGAGACAGGCUGACUGUUUUUAUGUAUUCAUUCAACUUAGCUUCUUGAGUUGAACAUUAAUUUCAAAUAUAAGGCACUUUCUCCCCAAUCAAUGGGUUGUUUUUCAGCAUUUUAGUUAAAUAUGUAAAUAACUCAGGCCCCGGAAUCACAGACACAAUAGAAUAUUGUGUCGUGGACCGAUCGGGCCGCUCGGGGCUCAAUGGGUCAAUAAUAAUGGAACUAUAAAUUAUGACGCUCUUAACUCUUUUAGUAUUAAUCAUUCGCUGAUUAUCCAUAUUGACUCAAAUCAUUGUAGUCAAUCCUAAAUCUGAAUCGUUAUUUGCAAUGAGCACGGAUGUAUUUUAUCAAGGAAUAAUGCAAAACGCUUAAAGACACAUUCAAAAAAAUUUUUGCUUCUAGCAUCAUCAUAUAAAAUAUCUGUCUGUAAUUUUCCAAUUUUCCACUUGUUUUUCCUUUGGGAAUUAGAAAAAAUUGAACUAUUAAGUAUGUAGUUAGUUAACCUCUGCAUUUAAUAAUAUAGUUAUUUCAAGUAAAAUAAAAUACAAAUUACAUAAUUUGCGUUCAAAAGAAUUGUAUCGUGUAUAGAUAUUUCUGUAAAAAUGUAAUCAAAUUGUAAACAAAAUUGUAAAUUUCGAUAUUCAUUGUAAUGUGUAAUCAAUUUAUCAAUACAGGUAUUAUAGUAAUUAAAUAUUCAUGUUGUAAUGUUAAGCGAUUGGUAUAAAUCAUUGGUGUAUUAUUUAUUUAAUAUUAUUUCUAUUGGUGUUAAAAUUAUCGACCAUUGUAUGUUAGGAUACAUUGUCAUGCAAACACUAUUGUCAGUAUAUUUAUUAUAUCAGUAAUCAGAUGUAGCUUACGUUAAUGUUUCCAUUCAUUUUUAUUUUUUGAAGUUAUACUUCUUUUGGCGCGAUGGUGAAAAAUGCUGAGAGUGAAUUUUUACAAUGCGCGCGCACACCGACACCUAAAUUUAACAGC